This is a messenger RNA of Closterium sp. Naga37s-1, 1680 nucleotides long. The record is from the annotation of a GenBank genome assembly. NCBI's taxonomy places the organism in Eukaryota, Viridiplantae, Streptophyta, Zygnematophyceae, Desmidiales, Closteriaceae.
AUGAAUAUGUGUGUGCGUGUUGGGCAUGCUGUGCGUGUUGGGCAUGCUGUGCGUGUUGGGCAUGCUGUGCGUGUUGGGCAUGCUGUGCGUGUUGGGCAUGCUGUGCGUGUUGGGCAUGCUGUGCGUGUUGGGCAUGCUGUGCGUGUUGGGCAUGCUGUGCGUGUUGGGCAUGCUGUGCGUGUUGGGCAUGCUGUGCGUGUUGGGCAUGCUGUGCGUGUUGGGCAUGCUGUGCGUGUUGGGCAUGCUGUGCGUGUUGGGCAUGCUGUGCGUGUUGGGCAUGCUGUGCGUGUUGGGCAUGCUGUGCGUGUUGGGCAUGCUGUGCGUGUUGGGCAUGCUGUGAGUGUUGGGCAUGCUGUGCGUGUUAGGCAUGCUGUGCGUGUUGGGCAUGCUGUGCGUGUUGGGCAUGCUGUGCGUGUUGGGCAUGCUGUGCGUGUUGGGCAUGCUGUGCGUGUUGGGCAUGCUGUGCGUGUUGGGCAUGCUGUGCGUGUUGGGCAUGCUGUGCGUGUUGGGCAUGCUGUGCGUGUUGGGCAUGCUGUGCGUGUUGGGCAUGCUGUGCGUGUUGGGCAUGCUGUGCGUGUCGGGCAUGCUGUGCGUGUCGGGCAUGCUGUGCGUGUCGGGCAUGCUGUGCGUGUCGGGCAUGCUGUGUGUGUUGGGCAUGCUGUGCGUGUUGGGCAUGCUGUGCGUGUUGGGCAUGCUGUGCGUGUUGGGCAUGCUGUGCGUGUCGGGCAUGCUGUGCGUGUCGGGCAUGCUGUGCGUGUUGGGCAUGCUGUGCGUGUUGGGCAUGCUGUGCGUGUUGGGCAUGCUGUGCGUGUUGGUCACGUGCAUCCCGCAGCCUGCUGGACUUCAACUGGUUCUACGGCAGUUGCCGUAACGGCACCUCCAUCCUUCUCUCAUCCAUCCGUCCCUCCCCCACCCACUUUUGCCCCUUUCCCUCGUGGCAGCGGCCUGUCCUACAACUACCUCACAUACCGCGUGCCUCCACUGGCAGCGGGGCUCAAGGACAUCGAUGUGGGCUUUAACUUCCUCUCGGGCUCCUUCCCGGCCAACUCCGCCACAUCAUGCGGCGCCAACAACAACUGCUUACUCGCCGCCACCACGUGCGCCACCAAGGGCACGGCGCAGCGGGCGACCGGGUGCAGCUUCUGCCUCUCCGACACGGCGCAGGGCAUGCUGUGCUAUGGCCGUGGCAUCUGCACCGUUGACGCCACCGCUCCCUUCGCCGCCGGGACGCCCAACGCUGUCGGGGCCACCACGCUGCCGCUGGCUUGCAUUGGUGAGUGUGGGGGGGGUGCACAAGGGGGACAGGGCGGUGCUGCCAUUGGAGUGGCGGUGGAGGGUGGUUGCACCUACAGCGCCCCACUGCUCUGCUUCGUCACCAAGCCAGCAGCCCCCCCUUCUGCCUCUACCUUCCCCCCCCUGCUGCUCCUACUGCAGCGGCGGUUUCUGCCCGGCGCCUCAUGCGCCCUGCCCGCCCGCGCCCGCCUCACCAGAUCGUACACCUCGCCCCCCCUCCCUUCCCUGCCCUCUCCCUACUACGGGGUGGCGGGCUUCUGGCCGCCGUGUGAAGGCUUGAGCAGGGACCACCGUGGGUGGGGAAGGCGUUGGAGGAAGGGUGGGGGGGAAGGUGUGAGGUUCCAGGAGGCGGUUGACAAGCGGGGUGAGGUUGAAGGGGAUGGCUGA